Messenger RNA from Paramecium octaurelia, 1659 nucleotides. The record is from the annotation of a GenBank genome assembly. Lineage: Eukaryota; Ciliophora; Oligohymenophorea; Peniculida; Parameciidae.
AUGAGUUAAGAAUUACUCCAUUGUCCUCAAUGCUAAAUGAAUUUUGAUAGAUACACACGAACUCCUCAAAUGUUACCAAAGUGCGGUCAUUCAAUGUGUAUGCGAUGUCUUAAAGAAUCUAGUAAGAUCAUUUGUCCUGAAGAUGGGUACUCUAUGUCAAUUUAUCAGAUUACUUUAACCUGCCGAUCUUACACUCUACCCAGUCAAUCAAGCUGUUCUGAGAAUCAUAUGCAAAAGCCAAGAUAAUGAUUUAACAUGGAACCCAGACAAAAUGCAGUAGUGUCCCUAACACCAUAAACAGCUCGAACUUAUAUGUAUAGAUGACCGGUGCAGAAUCUGUGCAAAUUGUGCUUUAUUUGGUAUUCACAAGCAACACAACAUACAAAAUGCAGAUGUAAGUGUUUUUAUUGACUUUUAGUAUGUGGACAAAUCAAUCAAGGAAAACCUUAUUCAGACCUAAAAUUUGACUCUCAUUAUUCAAGAUAAAAUCAAAUCACUCAAGUUGCCACUCAUUAAUAAGAAGAUACACGAUUAAAUUAGGCUUUGUAUAAAAUAAUAAUAAACUCUUGCUGAGGAAUAAUUUAAAGUAUCUUACUUCAAUCACCCUAGGAAAUAAUCAAUUAGAUACUUCUUAAAUAGUAAAAAGUGAUCGAAGAUAUCGAAUAAAAGUAUAAAUAGUUAGAAGAUCAGUUCUUCAAAAAGGAGACUCUUACUAUCACCUAAAUUCUUGACAAAGCUGAUUUAUGGAUACUUGGGUAUAUAUAAAAUUACCAAUUAGAUCUAAUCAAAAAAUCUAAGAAUUCCAUUUAGCCAAAGAAAAAGGAGAGAUCCCGUACUCUUUGUUGCUCUAAGACUCCUCCAAUAAAUAAGGGAACUAAAUCCUUGAAGAAAUAGACGAUUAUCUACUCAAAUUCUAAAAUAAUCUUGAAGACAUUGUUUCUGCCAUACCGACCUUUAAUCAAUAUGAAUAACUGUAUUUCGAUGAUCCUAAUAUCCUUAAAGAUUUAUCUAUAAUUGAACAGAGUUUCUUAAAAGAAAUUGAUGAAUAGCCACCUCAUAAUGAAUUCCUAGGCUCAUCUCUGCCAGAAUCUACUUGUCAAUCUCAACCUUCCUCUAACAAUAUCUCCUAAAAUACAAUUAGUCCACAAUAACCUCAUCAAAAAAGGGCUUCUUAAUAGUUUGCUUUGGUUUCGCCAAAAGUAUAGAGUAGACAAUAAUCUGCAUCUCCCAAGAAACCUGCAGCUAAGAAGAAGCUAAAUACCAAGGUGGAAUCAAUUCUAUUCAAUUGUAAUGGUGACCAUCUGGAUUUAUCACAAUAAGGUAGUGUAAUUGAUUUUUAUUCUUUAAGAACUUGGAGAUGAUGGAAUAAUGAUAUUAGAGGAAUAAAUCAGAAAUAAGAAAAUUAAAAUUGUUAAAUUAAUGAGGAAUCGUAUUAGUGAUAUUGGUGCUAUGAAAUUGAUGGAAUUGCAUUGUCAAGUGUUGUAUCUGUAAUCAAAUGUGAUUACUGAAAAGUUUUUGGAUAUGAUUAUGAAUGCUAUUUUGAAGUAGGUUCAGAUUCACAUCAAAACUGUGUAUUUGGGUCAGAAUCUAAUCAAUUAAUUUAGAGUCAAGAAGAAAAUAGAAGAUCUCAAAAAGUUAGGAAUUUCAAUUUAAAUGUGA